This is a messenger RNA of Cuculus canorus (common cuckoo), 6140 nucleotides long. RefSeq names its product maltase-glucoamylase. Lineage: Eukaryota; Metazoa; Chordata; Aves; Cuculiformes; Cuculidae. The record is from RefSeq and is a predicted model, not a curated record. Gene Ontology annotation, biological process: carbohydrate metabolic process. The transcript is spliced from 47 exons. Gene Ontology annotation, molecular function: carbohydrate binding; alpha-1,4-glucosidase activity. The annotation marks the transcript as partial.
UCCUUGGACACCUUCAGGGCUGCGAUUCCGCCAUUCCAGACAGAGAGAAUCCUUAUUCUUUUCCACAAUUGCUCUUUUUGGGUCCCUCACCUCGUGGUGCAGAGGGCAAAGGAGAAGCUGUUCAGUACGUUGGAGGUGGUCCUCAUCGUCCUCUUCUGCCUGGUGGUGGUGGUGGCCUGUGUUCUCAUCGGGCUUUUAGCAACGAGGGAUCCCGUGCCUGAAAGCGCCCCAUUUUCCCCGACCUGUCCCGACGUGGAGAUAGCGGAGAGGAUCGACUGCAUCCCGGACCAAGUCGCCACCAAGAGCCUCUGCGAGCGCCGCGGCUGCUGCUGGAGCCCCCAGAGCGACACGGCCGUGCCGUGGUGCUUCUUCUCAUCCAACCAUGGCUACAAAGUGGACGGAGAGCUGCGAGACACGGCCGAGGGCUUCCAGGCCACGCUGAGGCGGCUCUCAUCCCCUUCGCUCUUCGGGGCUGAUGUCGACGCGGUGCUCCUCACGGCGCAGCACCAGACGCCGAAUCGCUUUCGGUUCAAGAUCACUGACCCUAAAACGCAAAGGUUUGAAGUCCCCCAUGAGCAUGUGGGACCCUUCGGCGGUCCGGCAGCCUCCAACAUCAGCUACCGGGUCGAUGUCCAACACAAUCCCUUCGGCCUCAAGGUGACCAGAGCAAGGAACGGCAAAGUUCUGUUUGACACCACCAUCGGGCCGCUGGUCUUCGCUGAUCAGUUUCUGCAGCUCUCCAUCAAAGUCCCCAGCAGCAACAUCUACGGGGUGGGCGAGCACGUGCACAAGCAGUACCGCCACGACCUCAACUGGAAAACCUGGCCCAUGCUCAGCAGGGACACGGCCCCGUCCGGAAAUAUUGAGAACUUGUACGGCGUCCAGACCUUCUUCUUGUGUUUGGAAGACGAUUCCGGAGCCUCUUUUGGUGUUUUCUUGAUGAACAGCAACGCUAUGGAGUUCUCCGUGCAGCCGGCGCCGGCCGUAACCUACAGGACAAUUGGGGGGAUUCUUGAUUUCUACAUCUUCUUGGGAGACACCCCCGAGCAAGUGGUGCAGGAAUACGUGCAGUUCGUUGGGCUGCCGAUGUUGCCCUCCUAUUGGACUCUGGGAUUCCAUCUCAGCCGCUACGACUACGGCUCUCUGGACGAGGUGAAGGCUGUUGUGGAGCGUAACAGAGCCAUCGGACUCCCUUACGAUGUCCAGCACACGGAUAUCGACUACAUGGAAGCCAAGAAAGACUUUACUUAUGACAAAGUGAACUUCAAAGACCUCCCGAGUUUCCAGAAUUACCUGCAUGGCUACGGGCAGAAGUACGUCAUCAUCCUGGAUGCUGCUAUCAGCAAAGAGCCUCUCACUGAUGGGUCCCCGUACCAGGCCUACGAGAGAGGGCAGAGCAGGAACGUCUGGGUUAAUGAGACCGACGGGACGACGCCGUUAGUUGGAGAGGUGUGGCCGGGAACGACGGUCUUCCCUGACUUCACCAACCCCGCCUGCACCAGCUGGUGGGUGGAGGAGUGCAAGAUCUUUUAUGACCAAGUGCCCUACGACGGGAUCUGGAUUGAUAUGAACGAAGUAGCCAGCUUUGUCCCAGGCUCAGCUCACGGCUGUGAGCAGAAUGACAUCAACUUCCCUCCCUUCACGCCCCACGUUGUGGAUAGGCUCUUGUUUUCCAAGACGCUCUGUAUGGACGCGGUGCAGAACUGGGGGCAACAUUAUGAUGUUCACAACCUUUACGGAUACUCCAUGAUCCUCUCAACACAACGAGCCAUCGAAAGUUUGUUUCCUGGAAAACGAAGCUUCCUUCUCUCCAGGUCAACUUUUGCAGGGUCGGGGAAGUACGCCGGGCACUGGCUGGGAGACAACACGGCGUCGUGGGACCACCUCAAAUGGGCGAUCCCCGGGAUGCUGGAAUUCGGCCUGUUUGGAAUCCCUUAUAUCGGAGCAGAUAUUUGUGGUUUCUUUGAAGACGUCACAGAGGAACUUUGCAGAAGGUGGAUGCAAGUGGGAGCCUUUUACCCGUUUUCCAGGAAUCACAACACCGAAAAGUGCAUCCCCCAGGAUCCAGCUGUCUUCGGAGCAGAUUCCGUUUUGGUUGAAACCUCAAAGCACUACUUGAACAUCCGCUAUACGCUGCUGCCCUACCUCUAUACGCUCUUCUACAAAGCGCACACCCAAGGGAGCACAGUGGUACGGCCGCUUCUCCACGAGUUUUAUUCCGAAGAGGCGACGUGGGGUGUGGAUAAGCAGUUCCUGUGGGGUCCUGGGCUCCUCAUCACGCCUGUGCUCGAUCCCGGGGUGAGCGUCAUCCAAGCGUAUAUUCCUGACGCCGUCUGGUACGACUACGACUCGGGCGCAAGACUCUGGUUGAGGAAACAGUGGACGGAUGUGUACCUUCCCGAGAACAAAAUGGGGCUUCACUUGAGAGGAGGUUACGUCUUCCCCUUCCAAAGGCCGUCCACCACAACGGAGGCGAGCCGCAAGAAUCCCAUGGGACUCAUCGUUGCCCUGGAUGACAACGGCGAAGCAGUAGGGGACUUAUUCUGGGAUGAUGGAGAAUCGACAGGGACCGUUGACAGCAAAUCCUACAUUUCUUACGACUUUAAGGUUUCCAAUAAUGUUCUAGAAAUGAAUGUCACGAACAACAACUACGCUGAUCCAAACCAACUGAAGUUUGAAGAAAUCAAAAUACUGGGAUUGCCGCAGGCGGUGGUGUCGCUUACGGUGCUGCACAACAAUGUUGUACAAAAUUCAUCCCCUAACAUCACGUAUAACGCUGCGGAUAAGGUGGCUCUCAUACAAGGACUCCAGCUGGAGCUUGGAAAGUCGUACUCCUUAAGAUGGACCUUAGGAAUCAGCGACAACGAAAAAUACGAUUGUUAUCCUCAUCAGGAUUCUUCCAAGGAGAAAUGCGAACAGCUCGGCUGUGCCUGGACCGAAGUUGACUCUGCAUCAAACAUUCCAUACUGCUAUUACGACAGCCCCAACAAUGCUUAUUCCGUUGCCGACAUCGAAUACACACCCUCCGGCGUGACGGCCAAUCUCACCUUCAGCAGCAGCAACCUCAAAGCCUACGAGAAAUCAACGUUGCCCAUCAGCACCCUUCGCCUGGAGGUGAAAUAUCACAGCGACCACAUGCUGCAGUUUAAGAUUUACGAUUACGCAAACGAACGCUACGAGGUGCCGGUGCCCCUGGACCUCCCCGCGACCCCGGAGAGCACAGCGGAGAAUCGACUUUAUGACGUAACGGUUCAGACCAAACCAUUUGGCAUCCAGGUUCGACGCAGGAGCACAGGGACGGCGAUUUGGGAUUCUCAGCUGCCGACUUUCACCUUCAGCGACAUGUUCAUUCAGAUCUCGACCCGGUUGGCGUCCCAAUACGUCUAUGGCCUUGGUGAGACCGAACACACCACGUUUCGACAUGACAUGAACUGGGUCUCCUGGGGAAUGUUCACCAGGGAUCAACCUCCUGGGAACCUCUUGAAUUUAUAUGGUUUCCAGCCGUUCUACAUGGGUCUUGAAGAAGACGGCAGCGCCCACGGAGUCCUCUUGCUGAACAGCAAUGCCAUGGACGUCACCCUCCAGCCCACGCCUGCCCUGACCUAUCGCACAGUCGGGGGCAUUCUGGACUUCUACGUGGUUUUGGGGCCCACACCAGAGCUGGUUGUUCAGGAAUACACGGCGCUGGUUGGGCGGCCGGUCAUGCCGCCCUACUGGGCGCUGGGCUUCCAGUUAUGCCGCUACGGAUAUCAAAAUGACACCGAAAUUGCUGACUUGGUGGAAGACAUGAAAAGAGCCGGGAUACCCUACGAUGUCCAAUAUGCAGACAUUGACUACAUGGAGCGGCAAAUGGACUUCACCCUCAGCCCACGGUUCUCUGGUUUGCCGGCUUUAAUUAAUAAGAUUCAAGAAGAAGGAAUGAGGUUCAUCCUCAUCCUGGAUCCGGCCAUUUCUGGCAAUGAAACGGAUUACCUGGCCUUCCAAAGGGGCGUGGAGAAGGACGUCUUCAUAAAAUGGCCCAAUACCGAUGAUAUCAUAUAUGCAAAGGUCUGGCCAGAUCUCCCCAACGUAGAAGUUAAUAACUCGCUGGAUUGGGAAACCCAAGUGGAGCUCUACCGAGCCUAUGCUGCCGUUCCCGACUUUUUCCGCACUUCCACAAUCGAAUGGUGGGCAACAGAAAUCGCAGAAGUCUACAACAACCCCCGCAAUGCGUCCCUAAGCUUGAAGUUUGACGGCCUCUGGAUCGACAUGAAUGAACCCUCAAGCUUCGUUAACGGCUCUGUUGGUGGCUGUAGAGACCAAGAGCUCAACUUUCCACCAUAUAUCCCGCGACUGGGAGUCCGAUCAGCGGGAUUGAGUUACAAAACGCUCUGCAUGGAAGGGCAGCAGUUUCUCCCCGAUGGCUCUCCCGUCAGCCACUACGACGUCCACAACCUUUACGGAUGGUCACAAACCAAACCAACCCUGGACAUCUUGCGGAACCUCACAAAGGAGCGAGGAAUCGUCGUCACCCGUUCAACGUACCCCAGCAGCGGGAAGUGGUCGGGACAUUGGCUGGGGGACAACACUGCAGCCUGGGAUCAGCUUUAUAAAUCCAUCAUCGGGAUGAUGGACUUCAGCCUCUUCGGAAUAUCUUACACCGGAGCAGAUAUCUGCGGCUUCUUUGGAGACUCGGACUAUGAGUUGUGCGCUCGAUGGAUGGAGCUGGGAGCCUUUUACCCGUACUCCAGGAACCACAAUGGCAACACGGGCAGGAGGCAAGAUCCUGCCGCCUGGAAUUCCACGUUUGAAGCGAUUUCUAGGAAUGUGCUAAAUAUCCGAUACAGCCUUUUGCCCUAUUUGUACACGUUGAUGUACGAAGCCAACACGCACGGCAGCACCGUCGUCCGCCCUCUGCUCCACGAGUUUGUGGAAGACAAAACGACGUGGGAUAUCUACAGGCAAUUUCUGUGGGGACCAGCGCUGCUCGUCAGCCCCGUCCUGGAACAGGGUGCUGUAACAGUGAGCGCUUACCUGCCAAACGCCCGCUGGUACGAUUACCACACCGAUGAGUACGUUGGCUUCAGGGGACAAUUCAGAACUUUAUCGUCUCCUUUGGAACACAUCAACCUCCACGUCCGUGGCGGUUACGUCCUCGCUCAGCAAAGUCCUGCCAACACGACAGUUUACAGCCGAAAGAACCCGUUGGCGCUUACGGUAGCUUUGAACGACAGCCAGCUUGCGGAAGGGCGGCUUUACUGGGAUGAUGGGGUGCGCAUUGAUGCCUACGAAGAUGGUGUCUAUCUGCUGACCUCGUUUGCCGCUCGUGGGAAUGUUCUCGAGAUAAAGGUUCUGCACCGUGGUUACGUUGAUCCAAAUAAUUUGAAGUUCACUCAAAUUAAAAUUUUGGGGGUGAUCUCGAACGUCCAGGAGGUGACGGUGUCACAGAGCGGGGGGACAGUCCCAUCUCCUCACAGUUUUUCCUACGACAGCAGAAAACAGGUCCUGACAAUCACCGGCCUUGAACUGGAAUUGGGCCAAGACUACACAGUGCAGUGGAGUUGAAAUGCCUGAAAAUCCCGCAGAGCCGAACCUUCUCAUCCUCUCCACUUGGUUUUCCCUUUCUCUUCUUUUGCCUCUUUGGCUUCUUCAGUCCCUUUGCUCUCCAACCACGUGCGGUCAGCGUGCGGUCAGUGAUCCUCUGCAGAAAGAAGCCGUGGGUUGGUGUCGAUCCUCUGUCCUCGGAAAGUGGGAUUUGUUGGUUUUAUAAAGGUUACGGAUCUCCAAUAUGAGGUGAAUGUGAAAUGAGGUGAUCUUGAGCUGCAGUCCCAGCUGACGUCUGCUCGUUGCGUCUUAUACGAACGCGAGCACGAGCUGUGGGCAACGGAUAAUAAAUGCGCCCACGUUUCGCUGCCAUCUGACCUUCGGAGACGUCUUUAAGGGCGACCGCGUGGAUUGAUUUAAAGUGCAGAGUCGCUUCUUUUUGAUUGAUAAAAUACAAAAGCACCUGCAAAAAUCCUUCGAAGGUUUCCAUACGACCUCAAACAGAUCCUCGAGUUCUCCACCGUUUUGAUCUGAAGUUGCGUAAAAUUAAAUCCCAUGUUGUGAUGUGAACAGAAAGAAAAUGGUCUUGGGUUUUUUUCAUUGUGGUUUUAUUUCAU